Messenger RNA from Gracilinanus agilis (Agile Gracile Mouse Opossum), 353 nucleotides. It is a transcript of the gene SMIM40, whose product is annotated as small integral membrane protein 40. The transcript has 2 exons. Lineage: Eukaryota; Metazoa; Chordata; Mammalia; Didelphimorphia; Didelphidae. Bases 1 to 246 code for a protein of 81 amino acids. The record is from RefSeq and is a predicted model, not a curated record.
AUGGCAGAGGAGGAGGAGGGUGAUAGGGAUGAGGAAGAUGUAUUUUUGGCAUUUGCCCAGGGUCCAACUCCUCCCAGGGGUCCCAUUCUUCGGGCCCUUGAUAAGGCCUUUUUCAUUUUUCUUGCUCUCUUCCUAGCAGUGCUGAUGCUAGAGGCUGCCUACAAGCUGCUAUGGCCAAUACCCUGGGCAAACCUUUGGGGUUGGCUGCUUGGAACACCUCAAAAAGAAGAAGAACUGGAGCUGUAAUCACUGACUGCCUCCUCCCUCUCAACUAAGGGACCAGAAUCUGCCCCAGGACCAGCCCUGUACCAUCUCCUGAUCUUCCCUCUCCCUCUAAUAAAGCUGAGGAUCAG